AUUCUCUCAUGCUUUGAACCAUAUCUAUUAAGUCAGAAACUAAAAAUAAUACAUUGGGUUAAUCCACUUGCUUUUGCUGCUCUGUGCAACUCCACUCGAAUCCUUUUUUUUUCUUUGAUUUGUUUUCCCCUUCUUUUCAGGAAUGGACAUCUACUCACUGUCACCACAGCUCACGAGAGGUGUCAGCCAUUGUGGUUGUAGCUCUGCACACUGCUAGUGCUUAGUUCAUGGAUGCACCACCCUUCUCCUCUUUAAAAGGCAGGGUGUGAUGCUCAGUGUCUAGUCCAAGAGCACUCAGGAGUUCUCUGAAUUCUGAUGGAAACCAACACUCCUCCAAAGUCUGGGACAAGCUUUCUCAAGACUUGCUUCAAUGGUGUCAAUGCCCUCUCAGGUGUUGGGAUACUAUCCAUGCCUUACGCAUUGUCCCAGGGAGGAUGGCUGAGCCUAGCAAUCUUCAUAACCAUAGCAGCGAUCUGCUUCUACACGGGGAUCCUCCUGCAGCGAUGCAUCGACUCCAGCUCCCUCGUCAAGACCUACCCGGACAUCGGCGAGCUGGCGUUCGGCCGGAAGGGCAGGAUCGCCGUCGCCGCCUUCAUGUAUCUCGAGCUCUACCUCGUCGCCAUCGACUUCCUCAUCCUGGAGGGGGACAACCUGGAGAAGCUGUUCCCGAACGCGAGCUUCUUCUCCUCCUUCCACAGGAUCGCCGGCGGGACGAGGCAAGGGUUCGUGCUGCUGUUCGCGCUGCUCGUGCUGCCCACGACGUGGUUCCGGAGCCUCGACCUCCUGGCGUACGUCUCCCUGGGCGGCGUCCUGGCGUCCGCCAUCCUCGUCGCGUCCGUGCUCUGGGUCGGCGCCGCCGACGGCGUCGGGUUCCGCGAGGGCGGCGUGGCGGUGAGGUGGGGUGGCGUCCCGACCGCCAUGAGCCUGUACGCGUUCUGCUUCAGUGGCCAUGCGGUUUUCCCCAUGAUUUAUACCGGCAUGAGGAACAGGAGAAUGUUUCCACAUGUGCUGCUCAUCUGCUUCAUCAUCUGCACCCUCGCCUACGGCGUGAUGGGCGUCAUCGGCUACCUCAUGUACGGCGGCUCGCUCCGGUCGCAGGUGACGCUCAACCUGCCGGCGAGGAAGCUGAGCUCCAGCAUCGCCAUCUACACGACGCUCAUCAACCCCUUCACCAAGUUCGCCCUCCUCAUCACCCCGAUCGCCGAGGCCAUCGAGGGCGUCCUCGGCCUCGGCACCGCCACCACCGGCGGCAAGCCGGCGCAGUACAGGGCCGCGGCCGUGAGCGUGUCGGUGAGGACGGCGCUGGUGGUGAGCACCACGGCGGUGGCGCUCGCCGUGCCCUUCUUCGCCUACGUGGUGGCGCUCACCGGCUCGUUCCUCAGCGCCACCGCGACGAUGCUGCUGCCGUGCGCGUGCUACCUCCGGAUCAGCUCCAGGGCCUCCGGGAAGCUGGGGGUGCUCGAGAUCGUGGCUUGCGUGGGGAUCAUCGUGCUUGGGUUAGGAGUGAUCGUGAUAGGCACUUACAGCUCGCUGAAACAGAUUGUGCAGAGCUUCUGAUCAUUUAUGGGCAAAGGUAGUAGGAGAUGAGCAAUUGGGAUCAGCUACUGAAAAUUGACAUAUACUAGUCAAUUCGAUACCACUGAUUAGGACAGGUGGUGUCAACCAUGAUGUUAUGCAUAAAUCACUUGAGAAAGAAAUCCAUAUGCCGUGUAUUCAGGUAGGAAGAUGAUUCUACUAGUGGAGAUUGAUUUUUUUUUCCA
This is a messenger RNA of Oryza sativa Japonica Group (Japanese rice), 1760 nucleotides long. RefSeq names its product amino acid transporter AVT1I. Gene Ontology annotation, biological process: amino acid transmembrane transport. NCBI's taxonomy places the organism in Eukaryota, Viridiplantae, Streptophyta, Magnoliopsida, Poales, Poaceae. Gene Ontology annotation, molecular function: amino acid transmembrane transporter activity. The record is from RefSeq and is a predicted model, not a curated record. Gene Ontology annotation, cellular component: membrane.